This is a messenger RNA of Zasmidium cellare ATCC 36951, 987 nucleotides long. RefSeq lists its product as uncharacterized. The record is from RefSeq and is a predicted model, not a curated record. The coding region runs from base 1 to 987 and encodes 328 amino acids. NCBI's taxonomy places the organism in Eukaryota, Fungi, Ascomycota, Dothideomycetes, Mycosphaerellales, Mycosphaerellaceae. The transcript has a single exon.
AUGGAUCCUGAUAUUGCGAAGCCUGUGUCAGACGUCGUGUAUCACAAGAAUCCGCUCACCAACGGCCCGAACACCGAGGAAGUGACGCCCUUGAAGCGGUGCCUCGUCCAACUGAUGUCCAAGACGUUUGGCCAAGCGUACUUUGGCAGCAAGCGGAUAGGGAUCUCGCUCGAUGGCCCGGAAUACGCCUCCCGUGCCGUACCUGGUGGCACGUCGCAGUUUAACCCAGGAGAAGCUGAGGAGGUUGCAUGGCUGUGCAAGCACAUGCUCGAUUACGUGCCGGAGACCACCGACGAGGAGCCAACACGACAAGUCAAGCCUGCGGAUAUUGGCAUCAGCUCGCCGUACGCUGCGCAGUGUGCAGAGAUUCGCCGACAGCUCCAGAGACUGGCCAUCACCGGUGUGACCGUGCAAAUGCUGGACAUCACGACAGGUAGCCAGGUCCAGGGGCGAGAGUUCGAAGUCCACAUCGUCUCGUGGGUGAAGAACAACCCGGGCGAUCCAUACGACACUGGAUUCAUCACCAAUCCGGGACAGCAGUGCGUGCUGAACUCCCGGGCUAGGAGCUUCCUGAUUUCUUUCGGGGCAUACCAGUUGUGGUGCAACAACGUCGCAAACAACAUCGACCAGAUCGCCAAGAAGCAGAUGUUCUAUCGGUUUGCGAAGAACUUCCAGGAGACCAACCAAGUCAUCGCCAAGCGGGACUUCCUGGACGGCAAGGCGGGCUUACCUGUCGACACCUACCACUUCCAAGCGGUACAGCUGACAGGGCCUCAAACCAUGGGCCAGCGCGGUAAUCGUGGUGGCCGUAGUGGCGCCUAUAGUGUUGUUCGCGGUGCGGGUCGCGGUCGUGGUGGGCCUCAGCAGGGCGGUUUCAAUACCCCCAACCAGCGUGCUCACGGCGGCUGGGAUAAGCGCGGUGGUAGAGGUCGCGGCAAUAAUAAUCCUCGAGGAGGCACCACCGGCCAGCCCAUUCCCAAGUGGUAA